This is a messenger RNA of Protopolystoma xenopodis, 225 nucleotides long. The record is from the annotation of a GenBank genome assembly. NCBI's taxonomy places the organism in Eukaryota, Metazoa, Platyhelminthes, Monogenea, Polystomatidea, Polystomatidae.
AAAGCUCGAGAGGCCUGGUCCGAUACUCUCUGGAAGGAUCUUAAUAUUCAAAUUCUACAGGAGGGCAUGGAACGUUUCCUAAAAGAUUUACGCAGACUUCCGAAAGAAGUGCGAUCUCUUAAUGUUGGUCGAACGUUGGAUGAACAUAUGCGUGAAUUUCGUGACUCUCUUCCACUUUUUGUUGACCUCAAGCAUGAGGCACUGCGCGAGAGGUGCGUGCUUUGA